GGUCCGACGAGACCAGCUCGGAGGGGCCCGUGUUGGACGGAGAUCUAAGAUGAAGUUAUGGGAUGUUGUGGCUGUCUGCGUGGUGCUGCUCAACACGAUCUCCACCUCGCCCCUGCCCACCGGUAAGACGCCUCCCAAGGGGCCCCCUUCAGUGCUAGAGGGGCCUGAAGACGAUCUCUCCCCCAUCAGCCUGCCGCCUCCCUAUGCUCUGCACAGUGACUCUAAUAUGCCUGAGGAUUAUCCAGAUCAGUUUGAUGAGGUAGUGGACUUUAUUCAAGCCACUAUUAAAAGACUGAGGAGGUCGCCAGAUAAACAAACUCCGAUUUUUUCUAGGCGGGAGAGAAAUCGGCAAAAUGCAGCCACAAACAUAGAGAAUUCCAGCAAAAAAGGAAGGAGGAAUCAUAAGGGCAAAAAUCGAGGAUGUGUCUUAACAGAAUUACAUUUAAACGUGACUGACUUGGAUUUGGGAUAUGAAACCAAAGAAGAGCUAAUUUUCCGGUAUUGCAGUGGAUCUUGUGAUGCAGCCGAGACCACGUAUGACAAAAUUUUAAAAAAUUUAACCAGAAAGAAAAAACUAGUUAAUGACAAAGUGCGGCAAGCUUGUUGCAGACCCACAGCCUUUGAUGAUGACCUGUCAUUUUUGGACGAUAACUUGGUUUACCAUAUACUGAAAAAACAUUCCGCAAAAAGGUGUGGAUGCGUCUGACUAUUGUGCUUUGGAGAUUGCUCCAGUAUUGCAUUCCUGCUACAAUGCAAAGAGAGGGACCAAGGUUCCCAAGGAAACACCUGUUCAGAAUGGAGAAGAGAGGACCAAGAACACAGAACAAGUGGUCAUGGGAGCCCAGUGGGGUAUGAGGCAGUGUAGAAAAACGGAGGCUCUUUAAAUCCGAUGAGAAAGUUAAUAAAAAUUCAGGUGGUGUUCCUGACGGCUGGAUGGCGUGUGCGCUCCCCUUCCUGUUUGACCCAGUCUGCCAUCGGUGAGACUUGGAUCCGUGAGGAAUGUGCUUAAAAACACAACCCUUCACUGCCACGUUGCGUUGUAGCUUUCACCAUCCGUCCUGGGGAGCUCCCCCAAGGAGCAAGCUCUCCCGCCGGCUGUGCCACCAGCUUCCCUGCUGUUCCUUGGAGGGCAGCUCCUGAGCACUUAGGACAGCUUUAAAUUAUAACACGAUCAAUCUCGUAAAUAAGGUGAUAUCAGGCAAAUAUCAAAAUUCAUAGGCUCAAGGUCUUUAGGGCCAGUACCAACAGAAAGCAAAACGUUUCCACUUACUGGUUAAGUCUGGUUAUUUCCAUCUCAUAUUUCUUCAGAACAGUCAAGUGUAGGAUUUCGUUCUUCUGCUACCUAUGAAAAGAAGUUGAGUUUUUAAGCACUUCUUCCUACUAAAGAGAAAUAGCAAGUCCUGGCCUACACAAAACAUGUUUCUUUUGGUUUACAAAGGACUGAUGUCACUUACAGAACUACAUUUAUAUUUGGUCAUUGUGAGUGAGCAGAGACUACUUGAUGCAAUGCAUCCGUUCAGAGACAUAAAUAUACAUAAGAUAUUUAUUAAGAUUAAGUUAUUGUUAUUUAUUACAGUCAGUAAUGAGUCUCCUUUCCUUAUUUAUUGAAGUUUCUUUUCAAAGGUGCCAAAGUAGAAGGUGCUGGGAAGAUACAGAGAGACAAGUUGGGAACAACGGUCCAUGCUUUUGAAAGUAUUAACUUGAAUGCAAAAAAAUCACUUACUUUACCUUUUUUUUUCUUUUAAACAAAUUUCUGGUUAUGUUCACAAAAUGUAGAACCAAGGUCUGCAGCCCUUCCUCUUCUUUACUUAUAAUUUUGAAAAUCACUACGGUCAUACAAGUACAGGACACAAAAGGGCUCUGCACAAGUGAAGGUUACAGGACUUGGCUCAUCAUUAGCAA
Messenger RNA from Nothoprocta perdicaria, 1902 nucleotides. It is a transcript of the gene GDNF, whose product is annotated as glial cell derived neurotrophic factor. The record is from RefSeq and is a predicted model, not a curated record. Gene Ontology annotation, biological process: peripheral nervous system development; positive regulation of branching involved in ureteric bud morphogenesis; negative regulation of neuron apoptotic process. NCBI's taxonomy places the organism in Eukaryota, Metazoa, Chordata, Aves, Tinamiformes, Tinamidae. Bases 50 to 706 code for a protein of 218 amino acids. The transcript has 3 exons. Gene Ontology annotation, molecular function: growth factor activity; glial cell-derived neurotrophic factor receptor binding; receptor tyrosine kinase binding.